Messenger RNA from Aphidius gifuensis, 2256 nucleotides. Its product is annotated as putative sodium-dependent multivitamin transporter. The transcript is spliced from 6 exons. The record is from RefSeq and is a predicted model, not a curated record. Gene Ontology annotation, molecular function: symporter activity. Gene Ontology annotation, biological process: sodium ion transport; transmembrane transport. Lineage: Eukaryota; Metazoa; Arthropoda; Insecta; Hymenoptera; Braconidae. Gene Ontology annotation, cellular component: membrane. The coding region runs from base 480 to 2225 and encodes 581 amino acids.
AGUGGUCGAAUGUGUUUAUGUAAUUGAUUUUAAGUUAGAAAAUCUUUUUUUUAUAUUUUUUAGUUUUUUAAGUACUAUCACUAGAUUAUAGACAUUUUUUUAUUUUUUUUUUACUUAACAAAUAUUGGGUAUAAAUUAUUAUUAUUUAUAGUAUAUUGGAAAAAUUUAAUGAUGAUCAUUAUCUUUAUCUAAUCGGUAAAAUUUAUUUUUUGUGUGUUCAGCUUUACUUGGUUCAUCGUUAUUAUCAUCAACGAUUAAUUUUUUUUUUUAUUUUUUAUUUUUUUUUUAAAUGCAACACAUUAAGCACCAAAUUAAUUGACUGAGUUGAAUCAAGUGAACAACAGUUAAAAUCAAGUCUACAGAAUUUUACAUCAAUGAAUAUUUUUAUUUUAUAUUUUUUCAAUUAAAGUGAUCACGUGGCAAUCCAACAAGUUGAUUAUAAAAAUUAUAAAUUCAACAGUAUUAUACUGUUUAAAAAAAUGGAAGCAACAGCAAUUUUAGGAUGGGUUGAUUAUUUGGUUAUUGGACUAAUGCUGAUGAUAAGUAUUGGUAUUGGUUUGUAUUACAGAUUAACUGGAGGAAGACAAAAAACAACUGAGGAAUAUUAUUCAGCAAAUAAAUCAAUGAGUAUUUUACCAGUUGGUAUUGCAUUGAUGGUGUCAUUUAUGUCAGCAAUAACACUACUUGGUGUAUCAGCUGAAAAUUAUGUAUAUGGUACACAAUUUGUCGUUAUAAAUAUAUCAUAUUUAAUUGGUACACCAAUUGUUUGUUAUGGUUUUUUACCAGUUUUUUAUAAGCUACAAGCAACAAGUGCAUAUGAAUAUUUAGAAAAACGUUUUGGUAUUAAAACACGUUUACUUGCUAGUAUUGUAUUAUCAAUACAAUUAAUAUUAUAUUCUGGCAUUGUAUUAUAUGCACCAGCAUUGGCACUUGAAACAACAACUGGAUUAUCAAAAACAACAAGUAUACUUCUUGUUGGUAUUGUUUGUGCAUUUUAUUCAAGUAUUGGUGGUAUGAAAGCAGUAUUAGCAACAGAUGUAUUUCAAGCAUUUCUUAUGUUUGCAUCAUUAAUUAUUGUCAUUGGUACUGCUGUUAAUGAUACUGGUGGUUUUAGUGAAAUAUGGAAAAUUGCUAAAGAUGGAAAAAGAAUACAAUUCGACAAUUUUUCAUUUGAUCCAACUGAACGUCAUUCAUGGUUCAGUCUUAUUGUUGGUGGUAUGUGUACAUUUUUAUCACUUUAUGGGGUCAAUCAAAUUCAGGUUCAACGAAUGCUAACUGUCAAAAGUUUAUCAGCAGCAAGAAAAACAUUAUGGAUAAAUUGGCCAAUACUAACAGCAUUAUCAGUGACAACAUGUUUUUCUGGUUUAGCAAUUUACAGUAAAUAUCAUGACUGUGAUCCACUUAAAACAAAAGGAAAAGGAUUUGGUAUGGAUAUGUUGAUGCCACUUUAUGUUAUGGAUACAAUGUCAUCAGUUCCUGGUUUACCUGGUUUAUUUAUUGCAGGUAUAAUAAGUGCUGGUAUUAGUACAAUAUCAGCAGCUUUAAAUUCCCUAUCAGCAGUAUUUCUUGAAGAUUAUAUUAAGCCAAUAUAUUCAAGCAUAACUGGUAAUGAAUUUAAACAAAAAAAUUCAAUUAUUUGGAGUAAAUUAUUGGCAUUUAUACUUGGUAUUAUUUGUAUUGGUAUUGCUUAUUUGGCACAAUAUUUAUCUGGUGUAUUACAAAUAAGUUUGACAAUAUUUGGUGUUGUUGGUGGACCAUUAUUGGGAUUAUUUACACUUGGUAUGCUUUGUGAAACAGCUAAACAAAAUGGUGCAAUAACUGGUGCAUUAACAGCUCUAUUAUUUUUAACUUGGAUUGCAUUUGGUCAACCAAGACCAAGACCAAUUGGUUUACCUACAUCUGUUGAUAAUUGUACUGUGACAGUAUCAUCAAACACAACAAAUUUGAUUAAUAAUUUUAAUUCAAACGAUUAUUUUUAUUUAUACAAAAUAUCAUACAUGUUGUAUGCACCAAUUGGUCUAUUUAUUACUGUUGCAGUUGGUUGGAUUGUUAGUAAUAUUACACGAGACAAAAAAAAUUAUAUCGAUCCUGAUUUAUUUUUUCCAUUCAUUGCUAAUCGUAUUAAAACAAGACAACAAUGUAAUUUAAAUAAUACAAGCUUACAAUCAAAAUAUUCAAAUAAUCAAAAUUCAGAUUAUUUAGAUAAUGAUACCACAAAAAUGUAGAUGGAUUUUUAAUAGUUGUCUCAUACUUAAU